Messenger RNA from Rhodamnia argentea, 1985 nucleotides. Its product is annotated as phytolongin Phyl1.1. Lineage: Eukaryota; Viridiplantae; Streptophyta; Magnoliopsida; Myrtales; Myrtaceae. The record is from RefSeq and is a predicted model, not a curated record. The transcript is spliced from 2 exons. Bases 652 to 1488 code for a protein of 278 amino acids. Gene Ontology annotation, cellular component: membrane.
CGCCUGCGGACGGAUGACCAGUGUUUGAGCGCAAGACAGAGUAAAUUAUCUUUAUCAUUGGAGUAAACUUUACUCGUUCGCUGAUGGAACACAAGAGGAAGAAGGGUCAACUCGGCUCAAGCUUAUCUCGAACUGGCAUGAGGAUGAUUGGAGAUUCGGUCGCAUUUUGACCCUUCAACGUCGAACCCUGCCUCCCUUGAAUCUCGCCCUCCCACGCCGUCAUUUGUAGCUGGGGUGAAGCUCCUCAGAUCAUUACAGUCUUGAACGAGUCAAGUUGGUAGAGUAUUGCUGGCGACGUUGUCAAGAAACUUGUUCGAGUUUCGUAUCUGUUUGGUCGUCGAGAAAUUUCGAGGAAAAGAAGAUGGGAACAAUGUUUGACUCGCGAAAUUCUUGAUUCUGUCCUCUUCUUCUUCUUCUUCUUUUAUCCGUCCACUUUCUUGGGUGGAUUACUUAAUGAGAGCUGGCUGAAGGAAGUGACCAUAUUCGCUCUUUAGUUGUUUUGAUUACUGCGCUGAAGGACCUUGUGACCCUGUUGUUGAAGAGGGGUUUUUGAGGGUUGUGUCUAAGAUCUGAGUUCUCACAAGCUGAGAGGGGUGCUUCAAUUCUGAAUCUAUUUCGGCUAGUGUCCGCCAAACAAUCUUUUGUGGAAUCAUGGGUACCAUCCCGAAUACAGUUCACUAUUGUUCCGUGUCAAGGGGAAACAGAAUACUUUAUGCUUAUAAUGAGGGCAACCCUGAGCUAGAUAAUUUGGGCGCCUUGUGCUUGGAAAACACUCCUUCUUUCCAUAGAUGGUACUUUGAGACUGUGGGUAAGAGGACCUUCGGAUUUCUGGUGGAAGAUGGUUACAUCUAUUUCACGAUUCUUGAUGAGGGUCUCAGGGACCGGGGUAUCCUACAGUUCCUUGAGCACGUGAGGGACGAGUUCAAGAAGAUUGCUAGAAAGGGCUCUAGGGGAAGUUUGUCGAGUAUUAACUCGGUCAUAGUACAGGAAAAGCUAGUACCUGUAAUACAGCGCUUGAUAACUUCGUUGGAGCAUGUUCCUCAGGGUUGUGAUGACUGGCCAAUUGAAAUUGCUGCAUUGGAUCAGGCAGGGUUGUCCCCGUCGCCAAGUAACAUGAAUGGGGAAAAUGGAAUUGGUAGCUCCACUAAAGCCCCUUUGUUGGGCAAGAUCGGUGUGCAAGAGAAGAAGAAGACCAAGGAUCAUGUUGUUGUGAUGCGGGAUAUUGAAUUGGAGGAGCACCGGAGGUCAUCCGACAGAGGAGUCAAAGUUGAUUCUGCUGGCCUGGACUCUACCAACCUAAGCAGAUCAGGUUCUGCAGUUUUAAUGCAGAAGGAUUAUGGUUCCAUGAGGAAUAGAUCAGGUUCACAAAACAUUAGAAAGAGAUGGUGCCGCCUAGUUCGCAUUGUUCUUGCCAUUGAUGCUGCUGUCUGUGCAGUUCUCAUUUCCAUUUGGUUGAUGAUUUGUCUCCGAACUGAAUGCAUGCGCUGAAGAAUUUUCUCCACUGUGAUGCUGCAAUUUUUAUGAAGAUGGUUAAUGGAGGGUUACUACAACUCAGCUUCCAAUUUCACAUACCAAAGCAGCUGGCUUCUUGGCCAUUUUGAGAUCAUGAAGUGAACUUUUUCAAGGAAGGAUCUGAGUGGGAUGUUCUUGAUAUUGUUGACUUGUCCCAUAAUCCUCUUGGAGGUAAUGAUUUACAUUGUAUCUGUGAUACAGUGAAAGUCAUUGGAUCUAGGGUCCACUAUGCAAAGGGAAAGAACAUUAAGAUGACAAGAAAUCAUAGGCAUCUUGGUUGGAGGGUCUAUACCAUACUUGCAUUGGUGACAGGUGUAAUUUUUUUACAUAUUGAAAAUGCAAGUCUCCCUUUUCCAUCUGUAGUUGCACCUCUUUAGUGUCGAAAACAUGUUGUAAAUCUUGCGGUUUUUUACCUACAUGGUCGAACCCUUUGUAGUCCAUAUCAUUGCUAAAAUACUAAUUACGCUUUUUUU